Molecule: messenger RNA, 3075 nt
Organism: Poecile atricapillus (Black-capped chickadee)
Lineage: Eukaryota; Metazoa; Chordata; Aves; Passeriformes; Paridae
Exons: 3
Coding region: 154-744 (196 amino acids)
Source: RefSeq, a predicted model, not a curated record
UUGGGCAUGGAAGGUGUCUGCUGACUGAGAGCAGCAUUUGAUCAAUUCCUUUAGGAAAAAAAAUCAAUGUUUGAUUGGGAAGGGGAUGCAGUUGUAUUUUAGGAGUCAUGGGAUGAAGGGACUUACAGAGUAAGGUGUGAAAAUGGGAGAAAAAUGGGAACAAACAUAAGGCUUUCUUGGAUGUUUGCAAAUAUUUUAAGGAAACCCAUUCUAGAUGUGAUGGGAAUUAAAAAAAAAAAAAAAAGGUGGAAAAUACAAGUGAUUCUCUCCGGUUCAUAUUCUAAGGAAAACAAUACAAGACCUGACAUGGGAAGAAAUUCUCAGGAGGGACAGAAACCUUAUGAAACAAUACUGCCUCAAGAAGUGAACUGGGCACGAGCACACAACAACAUUUCAGUGAGCCAAAAUCCUGGAAGCUGGAACUACACAGGUGUCCCACUGUGCUGGCAAAUCGGCCAGGCUCCUCCCUGGCUGCUGCUGACAGCUCCAGGACACUCCAACUCACCCAGCCAAGGCUCAGAUUGUGCAAGGCUUUCUCAGCAAGUGAUGGAGGAUGGAAGUACCACACAGAGGCAGUGGACCCCAACUUUACACAGAAUUGCUGCAUCAAGUCUGACUCCAUUUCAAGAAGAGAUGAAUUUUUAUGACAGGAAGGGACAAGUGAAUGCCACUGUGUUUUCCCUGAGACACUUCUCCUGCAAAGCCUACAGAGUUCUUUGCUCCCACAUAUGGAUGGCUGCUUGAAAGGAAAACCUCUCUGCCUCUCUGGGCUAUGAAUACUUCCACAUCCUUCACCAGGAAAAAAAACCCACUCUAUUUGUUUGAAACAAACCCAUGUAAGAAAAGGAAGUCCUGAGAGACCCAGAACCUUCAAGACUAGGAGGAGUUUUCUUUGUGAUUGUUCAAUUCUAGGCAUUUAGGAUUGCUAAAUGUGGGUGCCAAGGGAAAAAAAAAAAAGGAAAUUAUAAGUUGUUGAUCAUUAAAGAAUACAAUAGGUAGUGUGAAAAAUGUGGAGUGAGUUAGAAAAAAAAAAUAUAUAAGCGUACAUAAUCACUGCUACUUCUUUCUAUAUGUCAGUCUCUGAGAAUGGUGUAUCUCCACCUCCCAAUGAACAUAGUAUUUGAGCUGUCACUGUACUGAAUAGAAAUUCUGAGGAAGGUGUCAAAGCACAGUGUUGAAAAAUCUAUUUUGCAACUGAGAAGGAAUGAUUUCUGUAGAUGUAGAGUAAAAAAACUACUCUUCAGUCAAUUCACACAUAACCUAAUUUCCAAAACACUACAGUAAAAGCCAGGUAAAGGAAUUCCUAUUCUCUACCACAACUUUCCUUAGCUGAGCAUUAAUUGGGAAAAAUACACAUGAUUUUGAUUAUAUGUGCACACACACACAAACACAGAAAAGAAGCAUUACAGUAUCUUAGAACAGAGGUAAUUUGUGACUCCAAUGUACUGUCUGAGCCACAUGGUCAAAACUGGUUGAAUUCCAUAGAAAAUAUUCUAAACAAAAGCAGAAUAUAUCAAUUAAAAAAAUACAUAUUGCCAGCAGGUGAAAACAUAUCACACUUCUGACUUUCAAAGCUCCAUUACUGUAAAAUAGACACAGGAACAUGCUAAAAGCAUUGUCCUGAGUGGUUCCCUGUGCUGAGCUUGGCUUAAAGUUUAUUGUCCAGGCAGAAUAGAAAGAUCAAGCCCAAAGUGUAGGACAUGAACAUGACUCUUUUCUCCCUCUCCUGAGCCAGAUAGAAAGAUCAAGUUCUUUUAUUUCCAAUAACUGAGGUUCAACACAGACUGUGACUUCUCUCUUUGUGCAUAGAUUUUUAUGCUUCUGUCACCAAGCAGAAUGUGUCAGGACUGAACAUUUGAAAGAAAGGAAUUUUUCAGGUUGUAAGAAAGAGUGCAUUCAGUCCCAGCAGUCUUUAAUGUCACACAUCUCUGGCUUGACUGGUCAGGAUUGUUUUAUGUCCCAGCAGUUUUCAGGAAAUACCAGGUCUGACCUUACUGCAGCUCCCAUUUCCACUGACAGACUCCUCACAGGACAUAACCUGAUUUCUGCGUAGUAAGAAGUAAAAUAAACUGCAUCUGGACUAAGGUAGUAGGUGUGCUGUCAGUUUAUUUAAAACUCACCUUUAGCCCUUGGCAGGAGUUUCUCAGGCUCUGAGGAGUUAUAUCAGGAAUGGACUUCUAUAAAGCAAAAGGGAAAGUAAUUUAGAAAUACGGCAGUGUCAUGGUGCAGGCAAGGUCCUGAAGCCACAACUGCGUUUGGAAUAGUGUGCCUUGAAUUAACAAACUCUCUGACAGCUGGGCUAUUGGGGGUGAUUAACAGCUGUUUUAUGGGUUGCCUGCCUCAUUCAGUGCAUAUGUGUGCUGAGGGGCUGCUGAAGAGAUGUAGGAGAAUAAAUAAACUCUGGGACUGAGGAAGAAAAACAUCCUCUGUUGUGUUUUAAGGGGCCCUGAAAUUCAUGUAACAUUUUGAUUAAUUACUUUAAAUGUACUUAAAAAAAAAAAUUAAAAUGCCCACCCUUUAAAGUGGUCUUUAGUGUGACAAAAAUAAUGACAUGGCAAUAAACCAGAAAAUUGUGACUUUGUUGUUCUGCUGUUUUAUCAUUCAGCAGAGAAAAUGAUGAUGAGUGCAAGAAUGCACAAAAGAGGCUGGAGAAUCUUGGCUGAGCCUCCAUUCAUAAAGCUUUAUUGAAAUACAUGUCACGGAAGUACAAAGCAAGGUAAAAUAUCUCCCAGGUAAAAUAUCUCACAGCUAAAUCAGGCAGACUGAGAAAAAGUCAUUUCACUGGAUAUUAUCUAGCACUGCUAACUCACAUGGCUAAAGAAUUAGAGUUUCAGUUCACCUGCACAGAGUAGUUACCUGCUUUCCUCUUUUACUGGGGGCCUGUUAGCCAUGCAAUGAAAGUUAAUUGAACUCACAAGAUUCCUAAGCACAGCUUCUCUGGUUCUGUUCCUUUCCUCACUUACUCUUCAAUAAAAGGGCAGGGGGAAUCGGUUUUUAGCAAAUGGCUUUUAUUCAAGAAUUUAUUUCUUAAACGGUAGGUUUCUAUAUUUUUUUCCUAGUUUCUCUUCUUUCAAU